AUGUCGUCCGUCUCGCUGAUAGCUCCACCAGUUCGAUACAGCUGCGUAACAAAAGGUAUAUAUCGUGGAUCCUAUCCAUUGGAAAGGAAUGUAGACUUUCUCAAAGGACUCCGGCUGAAGACUAUAGUGACCAUUGCUCCGGAUCCGCUAGCACCGCUGGACGGGUUAGAAAACGUCGAGUACAUUCACAUUGAGAGCGCAGCAGAACAGUCCAAGUCCAAAAAGAAACGGGGUCUGCCAAUAUCAAGCGAAACUGUAAAGCAGGCCCUGGAUAUUAUCCAGGACCCAGAACGCCAGCCGGUCUACGUGCAUUGCCUGAAUGGUGCCCAAGUCACCUGUUUGGUUAUAGGCUGCUAUCGCCGUACAAAGUGCUGGUCACUGAACUCGGUACUUGCGGAGUUUGGUAGAUACACCGAUUACGACCGCGUCGAAAGCCAGUUUAUCGAGACAUUAUUCACGUAG
Molecule: messenger RNA, 462 nt
Organism: Wickerhamiella sorbophila
Lineage: Eukaryota; Fungi; Ascomycota; Dipodascomycetes; Dipodascales; Trichomonascaceae
Product: Putative tyrosine-protein phosphatase OCA6
Exons: 1
Coding region: 1-462 (153 amino acids)
Molecular function (GO): phosphatase activity
Source: RefSeq, a predicted model, not a curated record